This is a messenger RNA of Dromiciops gliroides (monito del monte), 2485 nucleotides long. It is a transcript of the gene NSUN6, whose product is annotated as NOP2/Sun RNA methyltransferase 6. Lineage: Eukaryota; Metazoa; Chordata; Mammalia; Microbiotheria; Microbiotheriidae. The transcript is spliced from 11 exons. The record is from RefSeq and is a predicted model, not a curated record. Gene Ontology annotation, biological process: RNA methylation. Gene Ontology annotation, molecular function: RNA binding; methyltransferase activity. The coding region runs from base 398 to 1801 and encodes 467 amino acids.
UCCGGGACCUUUUGAAGUCUCGUGCCUGUGUGGCCGGCGUGAGGUCGGAGGCGCAUCUUUCCGGCCGCAUCCCGAGCACCGUGGGUCCUCGUCCCGGCUCUCUGGGGCUCGGCCCUCGUUUGUCGGGCGGCUCCUAGCCUCAGGCCGGCGACUCCGAGGCCGCGGUUCUGUCGCGUGAGCGGAGGCUGGAAGAAGCCCCAGCGCGCGCUUGUGAGGCUGAGGCGCGUCCCCGCCUGGCGUGGCGCUGCCCGUCCCCUCUCCCUCUGAGUGUGUGUGUGUGUGGGGGAGAGUGUGUCUCUGUUCAAAAAACAAAACUAAACUCAAAGAUACUCCAAACAAAAGCCAAAAACCCUCCUCUUAAGUGCUUUGUCCGUGAAAAGGGAGGGAAAAUACGAAAAUGUCCAUUUUCCCCAAAAUAUCCUUGAGACCUGAAGUCGAAGACUACCUCAGGGCGAGCUUUAAGAAUAAGGAGAUUGUGACUACUUUAGGUGUGCAGGAAGCAGAAAGGAAAUUCGAAACCUUGUUAAAUCGCUUGUCACACCCACCAGCAUUCACAACUGUUAGAGUGAAUACCCAUUUAGCAUCUGUAAAACAUGUGAAAGAUUUGCUGCUUGAAGAAAUAAAUAAGCAAUUUAAUGGAUUAAGUGUUCCAGUUCUUCAGCACCCAGAUGUUCAGGAUGUGUUACUUAUUCCUGUAAUUGGACCCAGGAAAGAUAUAAACAAGCAACCCUCUGAAGUCAUUGUUGGAGCCCACUGUGGUAAUGCUGUGCUAAGGGGAGCACAUGUCUAUGUUCCAGGAAUCAUAUCUGCUUCAAGAUCUAUGAAAGCUGGAGAUGUUGUCUCUGUUUAUUCUGAUAUUGAAGGAAAAUGUAAAAAAGGAGCCAAAGAGUUUGAUGGAAAGAAAGUAUUUCUUGGAAAUGGAAUUUCUGAACUGAGCCGAAAUGAAAUUUUCAGUUUGAGCAGCCCACUGAAAGGCAUAGGUAUACGAAUGACAGAACCAGUAUAUCUCAGCCCUUCAUUUGACAAUGUACUGUCCAGUUCCUUGUUUUUGCAGAAUUUGCCUUCUGCAGUGGUAAGCCAUGUUUUGAAUCCUCAGCCAGGAGAGAAGAUUCUGGAUAUGUGUGCAGCCCCUGGAGGCAAAACAACCCACAUUGCAGCAUUAAUGCAUGAUCGGGGUGAAUUAAUAGCACUGGACAAAAUACCCAACAAAGUAGAAAGAGUAAAGCAAAAUGCUGCAUUAUUUCAAUUGAGCUGCAUCAAGGCCUUUUGCUAUAAUGGAACAAAGGCCCUUGGGAAGGUAGAGGAUGGACAAGGAGGACCACCGUUCUCACCUGAGUCCUUUGAUCGAAUUCUUCUUGAUGCCCCCUGCAGUGGGAUGGGACAGAGACCGAACAUGGCUUAUACUUGGACUCUAAAGGAAGUGACAUCUUAUCAACCAUUACAAAGGAAACUUUUUACUGUGGCCGUUCAGCUGCUGAAGCCAGGGGGUGUGCUGGUCUACAGCACAUGCACAGUCACACUGGCUGAGAAUGAAGAACAGGUCGCGUGGGCCCUUACAACUUUUCCUUGUCUCCAGCUUCAGCCCCAGGAACCACAUAUUGGAGGAGUAGGAAUGGUAGGAGCUGGCCUAUCAGUGGACCAACUGAAGCAGCUGCAGCGAUUUGAUCCGUCCAUUAUACCAUUAAAGGAUUCUGACGUAGCCUCCAUUAGAGAUUCCAGGAGAGAAGACAUGAUUUGGUUAGCAAAUAAGGACUGUAUAGGGUUUUUUAUUGCAAAAUUUGUAAAAUGUGAACACUUUUAGGAAAAGAAUCAUUAGGAGUCAAAAUUCCACCAAGUGUUUGCUAUAUAAAAAUGUUACCGCUGCGGCAUCAUCGGGCCAACAGACUGAUAAUAUGGUUGCUAUGGAAGUAGAAAAUCUACUAGUUUUCCUUUUAAGAAUCAAGAGUCACAGGUUAAAGAAGUCAAAGGGGUUGAGUGAGAUUAUGUUUUAAAGGAUUCUUUUUAUUUAUAAUGUCUUUAACAGACUACAAAGAUGAUAUCUUCAGAUGUAUGAAAAUAUCUUUUUUGUUGAUCUGUUUUUGUAAAGAAUGUGAUAUUGUAAAUGUCAGAUUCUAUUUUCUAUAGACUUCCUUUUUAAGUGCAAAUUUAAAUAAAUCAUUUGGUUAUAUUAAAAUAUUUUCGGUUCCAAAUUUUUUUAACACUAUCGAUGAAUGCUUAAGGAAUUCACAUUUCUGUGUGUUUUGUUAGUUCAUUUUUUUCAGCAGUUACUUGGUAAAUCUUAUCUCUCUUCUAACUGAAAUAAAGUUAAUAGUAUUUUUGGAACACUUUUAAAUGAUUUGAUUAUGUUACUUUUCAUUUGUAUUAAACAUACUGUAAUUUUUGUUCAGUUAUGUCCAAUUUUCCGUGACCCCAUUUGGAGUUUUCUUGGAAAAGAUACUGUUUGCCAUUUCCUCCUCCAGCUCAGUUUAUAUAUGAGGAACUGAGA